Hydatigera taeniaeformis is the source of this 1422-nucleotide messenger RNA. NCBI's taxonomy places the organism in Eukaryota, Metazoa, Platyhelminthes, Cestoda, Cyclophyllidea, Taeniidae. The record is from the annotation of a GenBank genome assembly.
AUGCAAGAGACGGAAAUUCCGUCAGCUGGCAAAAAUGAUCCUAACCCUUGGCAAUGUCGUCGGUCCUCGACGUUUAGCGGCUCCACUCAAGGUUCUCGAUUGACUGGUGUUUUUGACGUAGGUGCUGAUGAUCGCUCCCUUCGUGGAGCUCUUCCUUCAACCGCCAGCCUUGCCUCCUUGGACGACGUCAGCACUGCUUCUCCGCCAUUGACACCACAUACACCCUCAGGGUUUGAAGUAUCAGCAGUAGGUGGUGCGACAACAGGUUUCCAGCGGUGGUGCAACUGUGUGCGCUCGGCUACUACCACCGCUCAACUGCACCUUCUAUUGCGCGCACUUGAACGCUCUGUGCGGAAGGCCAAUCGGGGAGGGCGCGGGGUACCUGCAGCUAUUGGUAGCUAUGCUACACGUUUCCGUCUUCCAGAAGUUCGGUGCACUGCGUGUCGAGGUCCUCCAGACGAGGCUUCUGUAAGUGGUGGAUCGGGUACCGUGGUUACUGCCUUUUGUCUCUGUGGCGGCUGCGCCUGUCCCUUCCAUCAGGACUGUCUUCUGAAUAGCCUCUCCCGCCAGAGUUCUCGCUCUCUCACCAGUAUCCGCACGAAUGCUUAUCGCGGUGCUCGCACUCCUGACGCGGCACCGAUCACAGCCCUCUCCUGUCUCUAUUCCUUAAUGCCGUGCCACAUAAAUACAACCGCAGCGGCACGACAGGACUGCUUGAAGAGCGCUCUUCUCCUCUGCCAACGUUGUAGGCGUUUAGCUGGUGGCUGUGAAGAAGACGUGGGGAUGGGUGAAAAGGAACACUUUGCUGAGCCUCUUCCGGACGAGCUGUUAGAGGCGGUCGAAUUGCAAGAGGUGAUCGAUGGAGGUGGAGGUGGUCAGGGUGUUGACGAAGAAAAUGAUGACGAGGAAGAAGGAGAAGUAGUGGAAGGGAUUCAGGAUCGUGAAGGUGAGGCGGGAGAAGUCGAUAAAGAAACAUCAGUGAGGACUCGAAGUAUAACACCAACUGCCACGCGAGGUCGGUCUUCGCUAAAUGGUUUGCCAAUGGCGAGACGUGGUCAUGGCCGACGUUCGAGGGGAUCAUUUUCCUUAAGGUAUGCACUUGGAGCCGGCCACCGAGGGAGGUCAGCUAAACGUCCGCGAUAUUUAGAGGACUAUGAAGGAGAUGAAAUGGAGGAGGGUGGUGAUCAGUUCUAUUGCAUGACAAUGGGAACAAAGGCAACCAAAACAGAGGACGUCUAUGCUGACGCAGACGUGCUCUAUGAGGAUGAGGUGGAGGCCUACGGUGAUUUAAAACCAAGGAACAAGGCAAGACGAGGAGGCUUGAGUAACAAGGGUACGUUGACUGAUAAUAACGGUUAUAUUCUGAUGGUGAAUGUGCUUUUCAGUAGUUUAGCAAAGAUUUUAGGAUUGGAAGGAAGGUGA